ACAUUUUAGGUAUCACUGUUUUAAUUGUAAUGAAAACUUUCUAAUUGUUUUCGCGAAUUAUUUAACUAUAAGUAAAAGUGAUAAUUAAUAUAAUUAUUUAUUUGAAUUUGCGAUUACUGUUAUUACUGAUUACGUUGAAGGAUCAAAGGUAAUUCGCAGGAGGCAGUUACAAUAAGAUCUUAUUUUAAACGGUUCAGAAAUAUAGUUUGAACUUUGUGCCUUCUAAAUUUAUUUAUUUAUUGUCCAAAGAUUUUCGGCAUGUUAAAAUUCCGUUAUUAAAAUUUUAAAAUAACAACAAUAGUAUCCAUUAUUUCAACGUUUCGUUAUUUUUUUCGUUACUUGUGUGUACUUACCUAUUAAGCUACAUUGAUUGAGUGAUGACAACAUGAAAGGAGAGAAUGCCAGAAAAAUUCUUAAACAAAAUGGUUUAUGCUUCACGAUUUCUUAAGAUCCACAUAUACAUACCUAUAGUGAAUGCUUCUUUUGAAGACCAGAAGAGGUUUCAAAACAACUUCAGAUCGCAGAAUUGGUUGAAAGCAGUAAUCGAAAAGUUCCAGAAGAGGUGUUUAUGUUUCCUAUGGGUCCACAUAUGUAUACAGCGACUGCUUCUCUUGGUGCACGAGUGUCGCCGUACUCUGAGAGGAAACAACAACGGGGUAACGGAAAAAUUCAAGCAUUUCCCACUUCAAUACAUAUCGGGGCUGCACAUAGAGCCGUCGCAAAAGUACGCGAAAAGAUUUAUUAUUGUCUCUGAGAACUCGUGAUAUUGUAACUGACAUUGUGCGAUAGAAUAGACAAUAGUGGAGUGCGCGAGUGUAGAACCCAUGGAACUGGACACUUACAAC
Agrilus planipennis (emerald ash borer) is the source of this 845-nucleotide messenger RNA. RefSeq lists its product as uncharacterized. Bases 399 to 764 code for a protein of 121 amino acids. The transcript has 8 exons. The record is from RefSeq and is a predicted model, not a curated record. NCBI's taxonomy places the organism in Eukaryota, Metazoa, Arthropoda, Insecta, Coleoptera, Buprestidae.